AUGGGAUGCCAGUUUAUACCUGAGAUGGAUGGAUCAUCUUUCUCCGAGACCUUUUCGAUCAAGACUCUCGAAAGUGACUCCACCCUGAACGUCGAGUGCCGUUGGAGAUUCUCGCCCCCUCUCUUGCCUAAGAAAGUUAACGGAAAUGCACAUCCGUACUACAAAUCUAUCGAUCUCAUCCUGAAUAUCACAUCCUCGGAGAAGGCCGAGACGAAUGGCCACACAACCAAUGGAACUGAGGGUCUCGCUGACUGUACUGAUACGCCAUUGGGGACUAUCAUCAACAAAUGUGUGACACCAAAGCUGCCGUACGCCGAGAAUAGCAGACCAAAUCGCGCCAUCGAGGCUCUGAUCAAGGUAUUGUUGGUCCCACGCAAUGGCUAUCUCUGUCGACGUGAUAUUCUGCAGUUGAGAAUGGUACAUUCUGACUGUGUCGAAUCCGUCAUUCCCCUCCAAGUUGAGGAUAAGCCCUACCCCGCGGCACUUCAAACAGAAACCGAUCUUCUUUCUCUUUUACAGUCCUCCCCCGGAGCUUUGAUCUGCAAACCAUCCAUCCAAUCGGCUGAUGGCCUUAAAGUCUUUGACCUUGUCGAUCGGGAAGUCAAUGAGAGGCUUUCCUUUGACUGGAUACUCCCAGACAAAGCUACAGCACUGACCGUGGCAGUUGUCGGCGGUCGCCCUCUGUUUGAUAGCACAACAGGGGGGUAUGGUUCAGAGGGGCCCUUCGACGCGGCUAGAGCGCUUGGAAUAGCCGUCAUCGUCCUUGAUCGCCCUGGCCAUUUCAUGGAGGGCCCAAAGUAUAGUCAUCUGCGGGACGACUUUAUUGCUGUCGAUAUGACCAGUGACGACAGUUUGCCUGAACGUCUCACCGUAGCUGUCAAGAGCCGCAAAAUAGAUGGCAUCAUCACCUUUUCAGAUGAGUAUGUUAUCGCCACCGCAAAGGCAGCCGAAAUGUUGAAGCUUGAAACUGAGCUUGUCGAGUCAAUAAUCACCGCUCACUACAAGGAUGCGACGCGCAAGGUUCUUAAUACGCCUAAUAUGCAGUCUUUUCGAUUGGAGAGCGCCGCGGACUUGGAUAGUGAAGAGAUUUCUAAGACGUUGCAAAGUUUGAAGUACCCUCUGGUGAUAAAGCCGUGCCGUGGUGGCGCCUCCCGGGGUGUCAAGAAAGUUCAAAAUCACCACAAACUCCGAGAAGCAAUCGACCAGCUCGAAAGCGAUGGCCUCACGAAAUAUGGGAUCCUGCUCGAAACUUACAUAAGUGGGCCAGAGAUAGAUGCCAACAUUGCUCUCUGGAACGGUGAGCUUAUGUUUGCAGAGAUCACCGAUGAUUUCCCCUGCACAGCUGAUGCCAUCAAUGCUACUAUUGCGGACAACUUUGGGGAGACUGUCAUGGUAUCACCAACGCUGUUGAGUCAGAAGGAGCAGGAGCUGAUCAAGUCGUCUCUACAUCAAACACUGCUCAAACUUGGUUUCCGCAAUGGCGUCUUCCACGUUGAGGCUAGAGUCCAGAACUCAAGCAUGCGAUACCAGGAAAUCGACGGUCUUGUCGAUUUGGCUGAUACAGGCAGCCCGUCACCAGGCGUCCCUGAGGUGUAUCUCAUCGAGGUCAACGCACGCCCUCCGGGCUUAGACUGCGCAUUCUCAACCCUUCAUGCUUACGGGGUAGAUCUUUGCGCGCUACAGCUGCUCCAAUGCCUACGGGAUGGCGAUCGAUUCAAAGCGAUGUGUAAGCCUUUCUUAUCUGAGACACAGUAUUGGAGCGCGAACUGCUUGAUCCCUAUUCACCGCCAUAAUGUACUGGUACCGGCAGGGUUCUGUAGCAAAGUCCUGGAGAGAAUGCCAGACGUUGCUCCGUUAGUCUAUAGGUCCGAGCUGUUUAGACAGCCUGGCACUAUCGUGUCACCACCAUUGGGUGUUGAGUUUCUGGCUUAUUUCUUGGUCCAGUCCAGGACUGAUCGGCGAAAGGUGCUGCAGACCUAUCAUCGCCUCAUUCAAACUUGCAGGGACGUUGUGGAUGAGGUGUGA
Messenger RNA from Fusarium musae, 2025 nucleotides. RefSeq lists its product as uncharacterized. Lineage: Eukaryota; Fungi; Ascomycota; Sordariomycetes; Hypocreales; Nectriaceae. The transcript is spliced from 2 exons. The coding region runs from base 1 to 2025 and encodes 674 amino acids. Gene Ontology annotation, molecular function: metal ion binding; ATP binding. The record is from RefSeq and is a predicted model, not a curated record.